Funneliformis geosporum is the source of this 1478-nucleotide messenger RNA. The record is from the annotation of a GenBank genome assembly. NCBI's taxonomy places the organism in Eukaryota, Fungi, Glomeromycota, Glomeromycetes, Glomerales, Glomeraceae.
AUAAUCAAGAUAUGGCUUUUCUGCAGAAAGGGAUUGAGGAUCUUAGUCUUAGAAUGGAAAGUGGUUUUAGGAAGGUAUACCGCAUUGUGGAAGCAUCGAGCCUUUCAUCAGGUUUUGUAACGGAAACUCAAUUGGGUAAAACUGUGCUAGAUGAUGGAACAGAAAUUGCCUUCCCGCUCAACAUAACCGAAAGUACUAAAGGACGUGCGCCUGGAAAAUUUUCAGACGUACCUGGUAGAGACGCAAGUGAAAAAGAAAUACAAGAUUAUUUCAUGAGCGAGUGUAGUGUACUAGAAAAUUAUGGUCCUAUAAAAGACAAGCUUAAACUUACUGUUGAAGAUACACGUCAAUCUCCGGUACUAGGAACUCGGAAGCCCGACUUUAUAUUUAUUCGAAAAAAUACAAAUGUAGAUUACUUAAAUAUUAUGGCCAUCGGUGAGAUAAAGAAACGAACUAGUGAAAACUUUAGCAAUGCGCAAAUAGGACAAACAAUAUCAUUCGGAGAAAAACUACUCCAACUUCAGCCACGGCGAAGUUCUGUUUUAGUACUUUUGACAAAUUGUAUCAACAUUAAUAUCUAUAAGGUGACUAGGGUUGAUUCCAAUCAACAGACCCGGUACAGAUAUGAAUUUGUGCCAUCCCGACCUUUAAUGUAUAACUCUACUAAUGACAAUGGAUGGAAAUACCUGGUAUCAAUUAUGGAAAGCUCUCCGCAAGACUUGGGAUGGGUCGAACCAUCGUUGACAUUUGGAAAUGACACUGUAAAACUGAUUCGAUCUAUCGGUGUGGGAAGAACAAGUAUCGUUUAUGAAGGGGAACUUAAUGAAUCUGAACCUGUGGUUGUGAAAAUGGCAAAGAAGAAUGAUUAUUUGCCUUGUUUUGAGACGGAAAUGAGAGUUUUAGAGAAUCUGUCAACAUUGAAUUCGCCUCAUAUUCCAAAAAUCCUUCGUUACAAUGAUAACGCCCUCGUUAUGACUCCAAUUGGUGUGAGAGUUAAUAAUUUGCGAAGAGAAGACAUUGGAAGUAUAAUUACCACUCUUCGAGAUGUUCAUUCACAUGGGAUCAUACAUAGAGAUAUCAGAAAAUUUAACUUUAUUCGUAUGAUAGAUGAUUUAAGAGAGAAUAUUAUUAUUGUCGACUGGGGUUAUAGCACAAAUAAUGGAAGUACCACACCUUUUGCAGGGGCAUUAGAGUGCAUGCCAGACAACGUCCUGCAAUCAUUAAUCAAUGAUGAAGUGAUUACUUAUGGACCACAAGUUGAUUUGAUUUGUUUUGUGCGUUCAUUCUAUCUAAUGCUCCAUAGACCAUCACUGGAUAGAGUUCCCUUCGAUAAACAAGAUGAUGUCAAACAACGAGCACAAAUAUUGUUAGAUUUCUGGAGUGAUAGUAGACAAUCACUUGUAUGGGCUCAAAUUUAUAAUUCAAUAGAUAAAUUAGACUAUAACCAAUUAAUUCGAGAUCUUGAAAGUUUAUUUUAG